Cyprinodon variegatus (sheepshead minnow) is the source of this 4297-nucleotide messenger RNA. RefSeq names its product ankyrin repeat and LEM domain containing 2 (gene ankle2). Gene Ontology annotation, cellular component: endoplasmic reticulum. The transcript has 14 exons. Gene Ontology annotation, molecular function: protein phosphatase 2A binding. The record is from RefSeq and is a predicted model, not a curated record. Gene Ontology annotation, biological process: negative regulation of phosphorylation. Bases 255 to 3098 code for a protein of 947 amino acids. Lineage: Eukaryota; Metazoa; Chordata; Actinopteri; Cyprinodontiformes; Cyprinodontidae.
GAGAGAGGAGGAGUUGGAGUGGCCCUGAUCCUGCUCCGUACGUCUCCUUUGAGCCGUGCGGUGGAAGUUUUCCUACAGGCCAUGAAUGCAUCGCGCGCCCUCCCUUUUCAAAGUGCGCAUGCGCAGGACAUGUUGUAAACAAUGAGUCUAUUCCAGACCGUCUUGAGCUUUGUGUCUAAGUUUAUCAGUGGAAAACUAAACGCUCCCUCUCUGCUCUGAGUCUGCGGAGCGAGAUGCUCCUCGGGAGCUGAAGCAUGGAGGCGGUUCUGAGUAGGCUGAGGGGGCUGAGUCCUGCCGAGCUGUCUGAGGAGUUUGUGAGAGCGGACCUGAAGUGCGGCCCCAUCACGCCUACCACCCGGGCUACCUAUGAAAGGAAGUUAGCUCGUGUUCUGGCUGCACAGGCGGGAGCUGGUUCUGAAACGGACAGCAGCUCUUCAUCGCAGGUCACAGAUGGCACGGAGGCAGGAAGCACCUCGGCUGCUUCGCUUGAGACCGCUGGAGCCAGCAGCAGUUCCUCGCUAAAAAACGGUGAAGAUUUAGACUUUGGCUACGGCGUGGGUCUGAACCCUCCAGAGGAAGAGGAGAUCUCAGGAAAGUCCAACUUUAAAAGCUCGGGGGACUCGACGACAGAAACGCCUUCAAAGCCAGCACAAGUCUCUCCUACUUCAUUUUAUGGAGUCUGUCCCCUGUGGGAGGAUGUCUUGGUUCGAAGUGAGGGACCACAUGUUUACACGGAUAAGAAAGACGCACUUCAAGCUGUUAAGACGAUGAAGGGAGCGCGUUUCAAAGCGUUUACCAACCGAGAAGAUGCAGAGAAGUUUUCUAAGGGACUCUUUGACUAUUGUCCAUCUCCAAGCAAAUCCACUCCCUGCAUCUCCCCGAUCAAACCUGGACUGCUCGCUGGGAAAGCAGAAAUCCAGGAGGUGGACACCAUUAACAGGGAGCGGGCCAACAAUUAUAAGAGCCCAAGAAGUCAGGAUCUGACUGCCAAGCUACGGAAAGCUGUGGAGAAAGGGGACGAGCAGGCCUUCAGCGAGCUCGUCUGGAACAACCCGCGCUACCUUAUUGGUUCAGGGGAUAAUCCCACCGUUGUCCAGGAGGGCUGCCGGUACAACGUCAUGCAUGUGGCGGCCAAGGAGAACCAGGCAGGGAUCGCUCAGCUGUUGCUGGACACCUUGGAAAACCCAGAGUUCAUGCGCCUCAUGUACCCAGAUGACCAGGAAGCCAUGCUGCAGAAGCGAAUCCGCUAUAUUGUAGAUCUUUACCUCAACACUCCCGAUAAGGCUAGCUUCGAAACGCCGCUCCACUUUGCCUGUAAGUUCGGAUGUCCAGAUGUGGUCAAUGUCCUGUGCUCGCACCCCGAUACCGAUAAGAACUGCAAGAACAGGGAAGGCCUGAAGCCAUCUGACCUAAUUUGUAGCAGGAAAAAUAAAACCGCAGAUGUGAAACAGAGAAUAAGUGACUACCUGGAAGACCGCUGCUUCGUCCCUUUACUGCGGGCGGCCGACAACACCUCUCAGCCCAUCAUUGGCGCUCCCUGGUCACCAGAUUCGUCACACAGCCUUUCGAUGAUCGAGAGACACACAAGAAGCCCCACGGAUCCGUGGAUGACCGUCACGGCCUUUGCUGGCCCACUUAGCCCUUCUAAAGCAGAUGACUUUCGACGAUCCUGGAAAACGCCACCGAGAGACCGAGCAGAACUUUUUCACCACAUUUUUAAAUCCGACCCAGAUAGAGGGGCUGAGAGGGUGGGCAGAGACCUGGCUCAUGAGAUGGGUCAUCCCUGGGCCGAGUACUGGGGCUUUCUGGACUGUUUUGUGGACCUGUCCUCCCCUGAGGGGCUCCGUAAGCUGGAGGAGCACCUGAGCAAGAGGGAUCUGAGUCACAGAGCUCAUGAAGGAGCCGGACCAAAUGGGACCAGCAAUAGAUUCAAAACACCGUCACCAGGUAAGCCCAAAAAAUUCUGCAACUCAGUUUCAGUCGGCGCCUUCCUAGACGAAGGAGACGACAUCAGCCUGGAGGAGAUGAAGAACCGUCAGAACGCAGCACUGUCCAGUAUCGCCUCCUCUGCCGCGUCCAAAGACGCCCUCAAGGGAGCUGUAGGCGGACGAGAGUUGCACAUCGCUCUGCACCACCGCGGGGCGGACCUGAUCGAGAACGCCGCGGAGCAGGACCUUCUGUGCUGCUGCAGCGACGGCCUCCUGUCACCUGGAGUUGUCUGCAAAAACAAAGUGUGCUCCUCCUUGAGGGAAAGGACUCACAACGGAGACAGGGUUUCCCCGCGCAGCUCGCCGUCCUCCUCCUGCAGCGCGCUGUCGCCCAUCUCCAACCUGAUGGUGGAGUUUGAGCGCAUGUCGCUCCAUGAGCCCACAGACGGUCUGACGGGCUCCCGGGAGAGGAGGAGCAGCGGGAAGAAUCGACAGGACGUCCGGAAAUCGUGCAGCUCCGUCUCGGCCUCAGACCUCAGCUCAGGGCUGAACCGCCUGUCGCUGCGCCAGGAUGGCCGAGAUCCAGAGGAGAGGAGCAGCAGCUCAGACGAAUACGUUACGGCAGAGGAGAGUCCGGAUUCGAUGGGGAGGACUAGAGGGUCACUGCCAGGGGGGCGCAACUUCUGUGCAAGAUCCAAGUCAUGGGACCAUGGAGGCAGGGACCUGAGCAGCUCUGGCUCCUCUGGCUCCUCUUAUAAGUCUCUGGAUAACUCCCAAGAGUUCUUACCCAGGACGCCUCCGCACUAUAGAAGAGGACUUUUCAUAGAGGGGGAUUCCCCCACUAAACUGGACAGCGAGGUCCUGUCUGCGCUGCAGGACGCCGAUAUCGAUCCACAGAAGUAUCCCAGUGUACACAAGUGGAAGUGCACAAUGAAGUCGUACUCUCCUUCGGACAUGCAGAGCUGGCCAAGCCCUGCAGUGAAACCCCGCCUCAGGAUGCAGCCUCAGACCUCCAUGUCCCCCAACAGCGGCUUGAUGUCUCCCACCGGUCGCUUCAGUCCUGUCCGCCCUGCUGCCUCACCAGACUAUAGCCCUAGCCGGUACAGCCCCGCCAACAUUAGCUACAUCCAGCGCCUCCGCUUCAAGCACCUGAGCGAGCCGUUAUUCUAAACUGACCUCUCAUGUGAAUCGCUUCCUCUCCUCCACAAACACAGUUGACCCCGUUCCCCAAAAGCAGAGCUCAGAAACCCCAAACCUGACAGAAAUAUGCACAAAUGUCUGGAAGAUUUCUACUCCUGUUUGAUUCUGUGUAAAACGACAGAUCUCUCCACAUAGGACUGUAAAAAAAACACACACAAAAAAAACAUUUGUUAUUGUACUGUAUGGGUGUGGGUUAUGUUGAAUUCAUGGAAAAGUGUUUGUGACGACUGUGAAACACCUCGACCAUCCCUGGAGUCAACUUUUUUUAUUUGAAAUUCUCGCAAACCCAAGCCACACAUCCCAAAGUUUAGCCGGUCACUAAAACCAUAAAGCUGAAUCCUCUGCAGGAUUCUCUCACUGAAAAGAUGUUGUGGGAUAUACUAAAACAAGUAAAUUGUUAAUAUUUUAAAUAUUUUUUUGUAUGUUGGUCAGUAGCACAAAAAUAAAAGUUUUUAUUAAUGGUGUUUAAAAACUGCCAUUUCCUGUUUUGUUCGUCAGUUCAGGAAUCGCCUUAAUUUUCUGAAGUGAUGGAUCCCCCCCCUCCCCUUCUUCUGUUGGUUUAGACAAACUUUAGCUCAUACAUCAAAUGUAUGAUGGGAUAAAAGGAAAAUAAACUGAGAUCUUCCAUAUUUCUAAUGACCAUCUGUACUCAGAUGACGGCUUUUAUUUGUCAUCUUUUCCUGUAGUUCCUGGAUGUCUUCUUUUCUUUGUCCCAUUAAGGGCCGCCUUAAACAGUGCCAUUUCCUUUGCCUCUUUUCUGAUUCUGUUUGCAAGUCACAAGCAUCUCCUUCCAUGUGUAAAGAAACGUCUAUUAGUCAAGUUUAAUUAGAAUUGCCUUGUUCUUAAACCUGAAAUCAUAUUUAAACCAGAAUGAUGUUCUUUUUGUAAUCACUAGAAGGCAGCAUGACUCCAGAAGUAACCCCAACAUGUCAAAUAAGCAGAAUCUGCCUUAUUAGAUGAGAGGUGCAACAUAUUAGCUGAUUCCCACUAUUUCUAUCUCUAACGAUGCAGAAACAGUUUGGACUUAUUUAUAUAGCAAAAUUCACAACACGUCACCUCCACGACUCCUUGGAAUUUUUAAGAGUUUUAUUUAACCAAUUGGCUUUUUGCACCAGGCAACAUAAAUGUACUUCCGCAUUCCUAGGUGUGAUUUUGUUCACUUCCGGUGC